UGGAAAGGAUCAGUCAAAAGAAAGCAAAAAAGAAGGGGAAUCAAACAUUUUAUAAUGUCAAAGUUGGUUGCUUAAAGCAUUGAUGAUAUGAUUUGAAGAAUUUUAAUCUUGCUUUGUACCCACUUAUUCUGGAGCCUUGUCUAUUAAUUACCUCUCAUCUCAAGCACAUGAGAAAUCAGUGAUAUAAAAAGGCAGAAAUUGAGAGGUCUUAUAGGUCUCCCUGCCUCUAGGUUUUGUUUGUUAUAAAACUUGAGAAACUUUGUUUUCCAGGAGUGAGUGAUAGCUAGCUAUGAAGAGUUUCUUCUACUAGCUAGUCUAACUGAGACUGAUCGAAUGGCCGGGGAGAUGAAGGGAUUCGACGAAUGGAAGCCUUUCAUUGCUAUGGUAGCCAUAGAUUUUGCGUUUGCCAUAGUGAAUAUUCUGCUCAAGAAAGUGCUUGAUGAAGGAAUGAACCAUUUGGUUCUCAUUACGUAUCGGUUGACAAUUUCGACCAUCUUCUUGGCUCCAAUUAGCUACUUUUGGGAAAGGAAUAGUAGACCAAAACUCACACCAAGGAUUGUAUGUUACCUCUUCUUGAGUGCCAUUGUUGGGUCAUCCAUAACACAGUACUUCUUUCUCCUUGGAAUCCAAUACACAUCUGCUACUUUUGCUUGUGCCUUUGUCAACAUGGUGCCUAUGGUCACAUUCAUCAUGGCAGUACCGUUCGGGUUAGAGAAGGUGAACUUGAAAUGCAAUAGCGGUAGAGCCAAAGUACUCGGUACACUGGUGUGCUUAUGCGGUGCAGCGAUAUUGACACUUUACAAAGGAGUUCCUUUGUUUGAUCAUUCGAAAUCUACGAGUACUCAAAUUACCAUGAUGGAUCAUGGUAUCAAGCUGAGCAGCACCAGAAACAAAGAGAGAUGGACUAUUGGUUCAAUAGCUUUGGUUGCAGGAACACUGUUAUGGUCUUCAUGGUUUCUAGUGCAAUCAAACAUAGGCAAGCUAUAUCCAUGUCAGUAUUCCAGCACUACUAUAAUGAACUUCUUUGGUGCCAUUCAGUCCGGAAUCUUAGGUUUGUGCACUAGUAAGAACCUCUCCGUGUGGGUUCUGAGGGGAAAAGCACAAGUUCUCACUGUCAUGUUUGCCGGGAUGAUAGCAUCAGGCUUGGGCUUUGUGGGGAUGUCAUGGUGUGUGAAGAAAAGGGGACCUGUGUUUACUGCAGCAUUUAGCCCCCUUGUUCAGAUUAUGGCAGCGGUGAUCGGUAUCCCCAUGUUUCAUGAACAACUCCACCUUGGAAGCAGCUUGUUGGGGUCUAUCAUUGUGAUAAUUGGCUUGUAUAUUCUUCUUUGGGGAAAGAAUAAAGAAAUGCAGAAGUAUAUGGCAAAACUAGCCCAAGAAGCCGAAGCGAUGAAGGAGCAGGAGCAACCUUCUCCUCCACCAGUCAUCAUCAGAGUCUCCGUUGAUGAUGAUUCAAGGUGUCCAUGAAGCCAAGUUACACAUGCAUGGUUUCUUAUUCAGAGGCUUUUAUUUUUAUUUUUUUCCUCCCAAUUGAAUUAUGAUCUUCUAGCCAGGAAACUGACAGAGAAAAAUCAGUUGGUAUAACCAGAAUAAAAGAAGAUUUGAAUUCUCCCCUGUUUAUUUGAUAAUGUCAACUAGGUUCUCUGCUAAACAUGCUGGUUUUGUUAAGCUUGCUAUUUGUCUCUUCACAUCCCACAUAGGAGACAGCGAAAAGCAGGGAAGUAAAAGACCGUACAAAAUAGGAGACAUGCCAUUUUAUCAAGCAUACCUUUCUCGGCCUUUUGGCUAAGAUCAA
Messenger RNA from Rosa rugosa (rugosa rose), 1792 nucleotides. Its product is annotated as WAT1-related protein At3g30340-like. The record is from RefSeq and is a predicted model, not a curated record. Lineage: Eukaryota; Viridiplantae; Streptophyta; Magnoliopsida; Rosales; Rosaceae. Bases 334 to 1464 code for a protein of 376 amino acids. Gene Ontology annotation, molecular function: transmembrane transporter activity. The transcript has 6 exons. Gene Ontology annotation, cellular component: plasma membrane.